Magnolia sinica is the source of this 1060-nucleotide messenger RNA. RefSeq lists its product as uncharacterized. NCBI's taxonomy places the organism in Eukaryota, Viridiplantae, Streptophyta, Magnoliopsida, Magnoliales, Magnoliaceae. Gene Ontology annotation, molecular function: protein binding. The transcript is spliced from 3 exons. The record is from RefSeq and is a predicted model, not a curated record. Bases 113 to 976 code for a protein of 287 amino acids.
UGAGUUCCUGCGUAUUAACUUUCAUACUCUGGCAGAGUAUCAAACCGUUCCGCAACAACACUCAUCUAUCCAGCUCGUGGGAAGGGGUUAACUGUCAUUAAGAGAAAAUAACAUGGACAAAUCGGUCUUUUCAUCUAAGCCCCCGACUCUCUCUCAUCUAAAUCUGAGUAGCCUCUUCCUCCCUCAACUGAAACGGAAGGUAAAAAGGGAAACAUUUUUCAACACUGGGAGCUUUACCAGAAUGUCAUACUCGUGCAUACAUACUUUUGGCCAGUUUGUUCAUUCUCGGCCUGCCUCUAAACGACGUGAUUUAAUUUUGGUGAGACAGAGAAUCCAAUGCUCAUCAUGGCACCACCCAGUCUGUAUGUGGCCAGGACAUUUGCCACUGAGCAUUGCAGUACCCCAUCAUGUAAUGAGCCACUUGCAUUCAUGGAGUCAGCUGCAAGUAAAAAGUGGAGAAUCGGAGGGAGCUCUAAGCGGAGAAGGCGUGAUCUUGGAUGAGCAGACCUUAGAGCAGGACUUACAGAGAGCAAUUGAGGAAGAGAACUAUGCCCGAGCAGCAAAGAUCCGAGACAGCCUCCGCAUCCUCCAUGAGGACAGCAAAGCGUCCAUCCUUGCUGCAAACGCUCGUUUCUACAAUGCGUUCAAGAACGGUGAUUUGGCAGCCAUGCAUGCCAUCUGGGCGAAAGGGGAUAGCGUCUUCUGCGUGCACCCUGGCGCAGGUGGGAUUUCCGGUUAUGAUCUGGUCAUGGGGAGCUGGGAGCUUGUGUUGGGGGCUGACUACGAGUUCCCAAUCCACAUCGAUCUGAAGAACGUUGAAGUCCAUGUUAAAGGUGAUAUCGGGUAUGUAACAUGCAUGGAAGUGGUUAAGACGAAAGGCAGCAGUUGGGGGAAACAGGUUGCGACGAAUGUGUUUGAGAGGGCUGACGGGCAGUGGUUUAUGUGUGUCCACCAUGCAUCACACAUUGACCUUUGAGGUUUGCAUUUUGAUUGUAAUGGCAACAUGUCGAAAUUCGCUGCUUUUAUUUUUAUAGAGGCUCUUUUUCGUGUGUUUUUGUUA